AUGCCUCUCCCCAACCUAACCGACCGUGAGCUCGGCCUCCUCUACGUCGUCAUCGGCGAGAUGAACGCCACCAUCGACUGGAACGUCGUCGGACCCAAAGCCAACUUCACAACUCCCAAGCAAGCCCGUGACAAGUGGGCCGUGAUCAAGAAGAAAUUGAGCACCUCUGAGAACGGCGACGAUACCGCCGCCGGCGCGACCGCGACUCCCAAGAGUUCGGCUAAGAAGACGGGGGCGAAGCGGAAGGCUGCGACUGAGGGUACCCCGUCGAAGAAGGCGAAGCAGAGCAAGACCACCGUCGCCGCGGAGGACUCGGGUGUGGGCGAUGAGGAUGACGAGGAAGCCAAGAACGUUCUGAUCAAGGCGGAGAAGCAGGAUCAGGAUCAGGCUGAGGGCGAGGGUGAGGUUUUGACUUGA
Molecule: messenger RNA, 417 nt
Organism: Zymoseptoria tritici IPO323
Lineage: Eukaryota; Fungi; Ascomycota; Dothideomycetes; Mycosphaerellales; Mycosphaerellaceae
Exons: 3
Coding region: 1-417 (138 amino acids)
Source: RefSeq, a predicted model, not a curated record